CUCUUCUCCCUCCUCCGCUUCCCCGUCUUCUCUCCCUUCGACCCUCUGUGGAGUUUGACUAUACUGUAUCUAUACAUCAUUACAUUUACAUUAAGCAUACUCACUCCCCUUUCUCCCCUGCCAGCUGGCCUGUCAUCUUCCCUUUCACUCUCCCCACUUCGCUCCCAGAGACGCUUUGUUCCUCCGACCGACGAACCGCCAUCUCCCGCUCUUGUGACGCAGAUAUCGCCAACAUGGUUGCGGACGCCUUGGUUUACCACCCUGCUCUGGCGCACUACUUGCGCUUUGUCGCAACAACAGUCGGUCGCGAUAAAAUCCUCCGCACCCUGCAAUACUUCUCCCGCUUCUACGCCUGGUACCUCUACCGCACCAACCGCCCCCAGGCUGCCAUCGACCCUUAUAAUGCCAUCAAGAAGCAGUUUGGAACCACCCGAAAGAUCCUCAGGGUUGGAAAGUUCGUGGAGCACCUGAAGGCUGCGGCGCUUGCCUCCAGUAACAAAAGUCUGGUUGACCCUGUUAUCCGCUACCUUGCUGUUGGCCGCCAGCUCGGCUACGCCGGUUACCUGACCCUCGACACCAUCACCGUCGUGGACGCCAUUGGUGUACGCAAACUCGCUGCUGCCAAGAGACUGCAAGAGUCUGCCUAUCGGUCCUGGAUGGCCGGACUGGCCUGUAGUGCUGUGGCGGGCGUGUACACGCUGUUCCGAUUGAAAGAAAAGGAGAAGACCCUGGACUCCCAGAAGGGCGAAGAUGUGGUAGAGGCCAAAAAGCUUAAAAAGGAAUACUCUGUUGCGCGCCUUCAGCUCUUUUCCGACCUGUGCGACUUGACUGUCCCAGUUUCCGCCCUCGGACUUGCGUCGCUCGACGACGGCAUCGUGGGUAUUGCGGGUACGAUCAGCAGUUUGAUUGGUAUCUACUCCCAGUGGCGGAAGACCGCAUAAGCGGCCAUCUUCAAGCCAUGCGGGAAGGUCUAGAUAUGUAUCACUAUAGCCCACCAUGGAAUGCGUUGAUCAUCACCUGGUGCAGCUCGUGGUGUAGAGGCUGCAUCAACUUUCUUUCAAACUUUCGGGCGAGGCCCACUAGUUGCCCAGUCUUUUGACGCUUGCAGCAAGGGUGAGCGAGGCACUGUGAUAGCGUGAGACCUAGAUAUUUCGAGUCAUUUUUGGAUUAGCUGGGAGCGUGGGCCUGCAGGCGCGUUCCAAUACUCAUUCUUCAUUGCGUGGAUUUAUGAUGCUUAGAUUAUUCCCCUUGUGUCACUCGGCCGAAUUGGAGUCUGUCCUCUUACCAUAAUCCAG
Aspergillus heteromorphus CBS 117.55 is the source of this 1295-nucleotide messenger RNA. Its product is annotated as PEX11 family protein. The coding region runs from base 234 to 941 and encodes 235 amino acids. The record is from RefSeq and is a predicted model, not a curated record. Gene Ontology annotation, biological process: regulation of peroxisome size; peroxisome fission. The transcript has 3 exons. Gene Ontology annotation, cellular component: peroxisomal membrane. NCBI's taxonomy places the organism in Eukaryota, Fungi, Ascomycota, Eurotiomycetes, Eurotiales, Aspergillaceae.